CACAGCCAUAAAGCUGCAAAAAAAUAUAAUUUAUUAGGAUUGGGAUUAACAACAUUCGUAUCUUUUACGUGCUAAAAAUUUUAAUAUAGUUUCCAUUUUAAGCAAAGUGAGGUAUAUAUUUGUGUAUGGAUUGAACCAACUAAAACAUAGUGAAUAUUAUGGAAUAUUAUUGAUGUUACUGAAUGAUUAUCACACAUCCAAAAACUGAAAUGAAUUAAAAAGAAAAUCAUCUGCAUGAAUGGCUUCUAAAUUAUGGAGUGUACGAACUGCUCUUCUAUUUCUUCACAGAGCAGCAAAAUCCAAAGAAGCUACCGCAGAAUUGAGGACCGAAGACAACGUUCUCCUCAAUUUAUUCACUCCUGCUCAAGAUCAAAAUAAACACGAUGAUGAAUUCAUUGAUUGUGGUCCUUCUCCUCCCGCCGAUGAAAUUCCUUUCGUUUUCGAGAUAUUCGAAGAUCCAGGUUACGAAAACGAAGUCAAAAUAUGUCAACAUACUAUAGAGCAAAAUAUACUGGAGCACAUGCAGAGCGUUUUUGGUAGAACCAGUCUUUUAGAAGAAAUAAGUUCGAACAGAGUAGAUACGAAGAAUAUUUUAGGGGUUUUUUUCGGUGCUUCACGUAUAGAACUGAAUAUAACUUUCUUGUGGGCGUCAUUUGUGAAACGAUGGGACCUGUUGGAGAGUUUAUUGUAUUUGGGUGCAGAAUUAAAUUAUUUUGAACCGGCUCAAGGGUUGAGUGCACUACAUCUAGCAGCUUUCAGCAAUUGCAUUAGUAGUAUGCAGUUUUUAAUAUCCAAAGGAUGCGAUAUCAACGCUUUAUAUAAAUGUUAUACCCCUCUACAUUGCGCUAGUUUCGGUGAUAGUGUUGAAGCUACUUUAUUUCUAAUCAAAAAUGGCGUCAAUAUUGAUGCUUUUACCAAUACGUUAUAUGAAGAAAACGAAAGUGCGCUCCAUUGCGCAGUUAGAGCCAAUUCUAUAAAUUGUGUAAAAGUUUUGGUAAGACACGGUGCCGAUGUUGAUUGUUCUGAUUACUCUCCAAUACAUUUGGCUGCCGAUUUAGGAAAUUCAGAAUGCAUAAGAUAUUUAUUAGAUGGCAAAGGUGCGAAUGUUAAUGGUAAAACUAAAGAACAAGAGCAAUCUCCUUUACAUUUGGCUUCAAUGAGAGGACAUAAAGAAUCCAUAUUUGUUUUGCUUUCUAGAGGUGCCAAUCCAGACUCAAAAGAUCACAUGGGACAAACAUCUUUGCACCUUGCUGCUAGAGCUCAAGAUAUAGAUUGUGUGGAAUUGUUAUUGUCCAAAGGCAACGCAAAUCCAAAUAUAAGAGACUAUGAUCGUCGAACGCCUUUACAUGCCGCUAUAGGAAAAUCUACUAGAUCUAGUAAGAUUAUAGAAGCACUUAUACAAAAUGGAGCUAACCCUAACGUUGAGGAUCAAUAUGGAUACACACCAUUACAUAUAGCUGCCCUAAAGGGUUUUUCUGAAUGCGUAGAAACUUUAAUUUCCCAUGGAGCAGAUGUAACGGCAAAACAUAAAUGUGGUUCAACUGCUUUGAGUGUAAUUAGAAAAAAAGUUCCAGGUACUUUUGGUAUGUUUGUCAAAAAAUUGGAUCAGGCUAUUACUUUGCACAAUACUGAUACUUAUAAUAACGAAUUAGAGUUGAGAUUAGAUUUCAGGGUGAUAUUACAGCAUAACAACCCGGGAGAGAUUAACUUUUUAUUCACUUUAGUAGAGGAAGGUUACAAAACAAUCUUACUGCACCCUUUAUGCUCAGCCUUACUCUAUAUUAAAUGGAGAAAAAUCAGAAAGUACUAUUUAGCGAGGAUUUUCUUAUAUUGUGUUUUCAUGUUAUGCUUGUCUUUGUAUGUACUGACAACGCUUGCUCACCAUUGUUAUAAUUAUGGAAAAAAUUUCAAAGAUUUGAAUCCGGAAGAUGUAAUAGAACUGUGUGAAAAAAAUUCUUUACUGGGUUCUUUUUUAAGAGAUAGUCCUUUUGUAAUGGAAAUGCAGUGGUUUGUUUUGGUAGGUAUAACAUCAAUAGAAAUUCUCAGGAAAUUAUAUGGUAUUGGUGGUUACCAUUCCUUAAGACAAUAUUUCUCUUUUCCUGAAAAUAUAAUCGAGUGGUUUGUUAUCGCUAGUGUGUUUGUUAUAUCUUUUAUAUAUACUGGUAGAACGUAUCUUUGGCAAAAUCAUGUUGGAGCUUUCGCCAUAUUACUAGGUUGGACUAAUAUAAUGCUAAUGGUAGGACAGCUACCGGUUUUCGGUAUUUAUAUUGCCAUGUAUACUAGAGUUCAAAGUGAAUUUGGUAAAUUACUUUUUGCUUAUUCGGGCGUUCUCAUAGGAUUUACUCUAAGUUUCUGUGUCAUAUUUCCAGAUUCGAAUUUUUUUGCGAACCCGUUCAUAUCCUUGGUUACCAUUAUAGUUAUGUUAUCAGGUGAAUUGAAUUUAGAUAUUUUAGUCGAUGAUAAUCCAGAUAAUCCUCACUAUUUAUUGGAAUUUACUGCACAAGUAGCGUAUAUAAUUUUUGUUUUGACUGUUACUAUAAUUCUCAUGAAUCUUUUGGCUGGUAUAGCAGUAGAUGACAUUAAAGGAUUACAAAAAACUGCUACUCUCUCUAAACUAGUGAGACAAACUGAGCUAAUAUCUCACAUGGAGAGAGGAUUAUUCAAUGGAAGUCUUCCUAGGUAUAUUUUAAAACGUUUACACGUUUCAGCUUUGGUAUCUCCGAAACCUUCGAAAGUAGUUUUGAACGUCAAACCUUUGAACCCAAAAGAAACUCGACUUCCUAAAGAGAUCAUUAAAGAAGCUUAUUAUGUCUCCUUGAAGCAAAAUAAUGCUCCUUAUUACAACCACGUUCUAAGUGAACCUGGCGAAAAUUAUUGGUUUAAUAAUGACAUAACUAAAAAGGAACAUUGCUUAGAUAAACAUUCGUUAUCUUUGCUCCAGAGAGAAAUGAAAAAGAAAAAUGAAGAGCUUGAAAAUUUGAGAUUAUCUAUUCAAGAAAUGAAGAGAGCUUUUGAUGAUCACCAACAAAAUAUGGAACAAUUUAUGAAAAUUUUAGUACACAAAAGAAAAAGCAGUAGAUGCUAGCAGCUUAUGCCUAAUUUGACAAAGUUCUCAAUCAUUUUCUCAGGUUUGGCAUAAAAAUUGAUAAUACUAUAUUAAUGUCUUGUCAACAAAGUUGCCCUUACGCAUAUUUAGACGUAUGGAAGGAAAAUAUACAAUAUACAAUAUAUAUUUCUAGGAUUCGGAACUACCAAAUAAUUUAAUUCCAUAAAAAGAUCACCAACAUUUAUAGGAAAAAUUCAUUCAUUUAUAAAUCGUUUAAUUAUUAAUUAUAGAAGACUAGCGAUAUUCCCAGGUCGCUAAUUCCAAAUAUCCAUAUUCAUAAAGGUCAGUAGAGAAAAUAACACUCCCUACGAGAGUCGGAUAUUCGUCACGCUUGAUCUUUAAUAAGAGAAGAUAGAAUGUAAAAGUUCACUAAAUGCCUAUAGGCAAAAUGGUUAUGUUAGGUUAGCUUUUCUGCUCACUUUUUUCAAAUGCUCCGUGAUUGUAAGCAUCUUCCCUCCUGCUUAUGAGGUUCUCCGUUCCAAUAGAGCUCUUGGCUUUUGGCAUCACUUCCAUGAUGUUUCUCCCCUUUUCAAGACCUUGCCUUUAGAAAACGUAAAAUUUUCGCAAACAAUUGAACUUUUCCCACUUUCACAUUUUUCAAUAUGAUUUACAAAAGAAAAUGGACAUAUUUAUUUCAGAUUUGAGGUAUAUAUACCUAAUAACUAUUAACCUAUUGUUCGGAACUAAUUUUGUAUUCUUUUAUUUGAAGAGAUUAAUAAUUUUCAAUUGAAGAAUUUCUAAUUUGUAUUUUUGAGCAAGAAAAGCAGCAAUGAAAUGUUAGAUAAUUACGUAAGGUUAGGUUCGGUUGAACGAUAGAAAUAUUACAGAUAGUGUAAGUGUGAUGUCCUGAUUUCGAUGAGAAAGAAAAAGACGAAAAGGUUACACUUGAUUCUAUAUGUUUCGCUCUAUGUUUGGUUAAACCUUUCACUCUAUAUCUCUCUCGUACAGACUGCAAUAUCUUAAGGGUUAAACACACACAAAAUAUGUUUUAAUGGUGAAGAUUAUAAGUCAUAUGUACAGCUUAUUCUAACAACAAAUUUUUCUUUGAAAAAAAAUCGUCAUUUAUAACCGUGGACAGGAUGAUACAAUUUUUAUGAGUUAAUAACCAUGGCCACUAUGAAAUUAAUUAAACGCUUAGCCGCGAAGAUAAGCAGCCAAGUUGAGUCACUGGAAACGAACGAUCAUUGCUGCCUUCCUUGCUCAAACAUAUAAAUUAGAGAUCCUUCUAUGAAUAAUGAGUUGAAAUAAAUGGAUGAAAAUUAAAUUUCAAAAAUACAAAUUUGAAUUAACAGUUUAAGACAGAUGUAUUAUAAGUAUUAACCCAAACCAUUAUGUCUUUCCAGAAAAUAUAACUGUCUAAUUACAUAUGAAAAUGAGCAAAUGACGAGGGUUGAAAUUGUUGAAAAGCUUACAUUGUUGUUUAUUUUUCAAUAUAGUCUCAAUUUUUUUCGAUACACUUUUAUAGACGGUGAUGCAUUUUUUGCAUUCCUAAGUCGAAGAAGUCUUCCGCAAAUGAGUUGAGCGUGUAACCUCUGCUCGGACUUCAUCGUCCCUUCUCAAGCCACCUAAGUGUUCCUUUAACUUGAAGAAGUAGUCAUAAUCGCUACGGGAUAAAUCCGGUCUGUACAGGGGAUGGAUCCAUCUUAACGACGUAUAUAUCUGUCUGUGUUUAUGGUCGCCCCAAAUUCCAUAACCUUUCCUGCUGACUCCGUUGGUUUGAAUUUCUAUGGUGGCGGUGAUCAAGAGUGACGCCAAUGACCAGAUUGUUGUCUUGUUUCGGGAAUGUAAUGAAACCCCCACUUUUAAUCUCUAAUCUUUAAACUUUAAACUUUAAGAAACAAAUUCUUAUUGCCUACCCCCUCACAUUGUUGACGAAUCUUGCGAGCACAGUCAAGGCUUUGAUACUUGUCCGUGAGUCGGCAUCCGAGUAACCCAGAAGCAUUCACCUCGCGAUAACCUAUCGUUUGAUUUGAUAACUUAAUUUCCUCCAUAUUUUGUAGGUACUCAAUAUUGUGUUUGAAUGUUCAUGUCAUUUCUUUCGUUGAAAUGAAGGGUAACUUAUAGAUAAUCAGCAAAUCUUUUAGAAGCUUGGAUUCUUAACUGAUUUCAACCUAAAUUCUUCUUUACUUUUCUCUGUAACAUAUUCAUUUUCAAUUGAUCUGCUCUUCUUGUGAUAUGGUACCAACUCUAAGCAAGCAGGGGCCGAAAUUUAUAGUUUGUAAGUUGUAGAAAAGUUACCUUCUUUUUUGUUCUCCUUAUUCUCGCUAUACCAGACUCAUAACUAUUUAUUUGAGGAGAUAUUAUCAACUCUUCACAAUUUACUGUAAUUCUCUCUAUUAUCUUUAUUGAAUCUAUAUUUUUUUAGAGUUAUUAGGUAGUCUGUCGUGCCUAUUUGACCUACUGAUUCUUAUACCUACAUUAUACAUACUAAGUUUAAUACUUCAUAUUGAACCUCAACCUCAUCAAGUUAAAUAAAGCUUUGGUAAAAAAAUGGUAAUACCACACCAAUACAACAAAAAGUUGUAGUUUUCUGACUCUAAGGAAGCUGAUAAAAAAGAAUUAAUUUAUCAUUGCAGAAACAAAUUUAGUCCUUUAGAAUAUCAUUACAGUUAUGAGCGUAAAAUGAAAUACCGUCAAUUGAUAUGAUUAGCUGAUUUAGCAAACAAUUAUUAUUUUAUUAUCUAAAUCUGAGUUAAGCAGAUAUACUCAGUUUUUUUUUAAUUGAAUUAGUCAACGCAUCUGCUGAUCUCAUCCCAGAUUUAGAUAGGAUUGAAUUGAUAAAGAUGUAAUAUAUCGGUUAAAUCAGAUAUGUAUACUGAAGCAUCAUUUUUUGAUUUUAUUAAUAAAAGAUUGGAACGAA
Molecule: messenger RNA, 5966 nt
Organism: Diorhabda carinulata
Lineage: Eukaryota; Metazoa; Arthropoda; Insecta; Coleoptera; Chrysomelidae
Product: transient receptor potential channel pyrexia-like
Exons: 3
Coding region: 239-3085 (948 amino acids)
Biological process (GO): monoatomic ion transport; transmembrane transport
Cellular component (GO): membrane
Molecular function (GO): monoatomic ion channel activity; protein binding
Source: RefSeq, a predicted model, not a curated record